This is a messenger RNA of Moneuplotes crassus, 1354 nucleotides long. NCBI's taxonomy places the organism in Eukaryota, Ciliophora, Spirotrichea, Euplotida, Euplotidae. The record is from the annotation of a GenBank genome assembly.
AUCUAAGUUCAGAGAAGAUAAUUCUAAAUACUUUGAAGACCUUAUGGCUGCAGAUACUCAUGCAUCUACUAAAAAGCUAGGAGUGUACUCUAACAAGGAGGCCAAUAUCUACAGAUUCAUUGAUACAUCAAGAAAUUCCAAAGCAGCAAAGGCUAUUUACUCCUCAAUUUCAGCUAAGCCAGUACUAUAUGGAGUGGUAGAAUACUGUUUUUCAGGCCAGAGGUUCAAAAUCAGAGUAGAUUCUGAAAACUGUUCAAUUGCUUUCGGUCUUAUUGGAGUAAAAAUUCCUCAGCCAGAUGCAAACUCUCCAACUCUGACUAAUAUCAGUGAGUUGGCUAAGAAUUAUGCCAAGAAUGUCCUCCAUCAAAGAGAUGUAGCCUUGAACAUCAAGUACAUGGAUAAAAGAGGAUCAUUCUUAGGAAACCUAUGGAUGCUGAGUGGACCAAAAGCUAAAGGUGACCAUUUCGGUAAAAAUAUCCUCAGAAAAGGAUAUGGCAACAUUCAGGAAGAUAAUGUAGACAAAAUAGAUGAUUAUGAAGAUCUUGAAGAAGCAGAGAAAAUUGCUGCUGGAGAGCAACUUGGAGUUUGGCAACCAGAUGUCUCAGCAAGAAUGACUCUCGCUACUGGAGACGAUUAUGAUGCUAUCACCGAUGAUAUUAUGUCUGGAACCGUCGUUGAUAUGCAAGAUGCUUCAAACUUUUACAUCAACCUCUCUAAAGAUCAAGAAAAAUUAGAAAUAAUUUCUAAGAAGCUUUCUGAGUAUGAUGACUCUUCUCAUGAAGUUCUCUCUCAUCCUAUCAAGAAUGGUACUAUUUGUGCUGCAAAGUUCAAAGAUGAUGGAAACUGGUACAGAGGAAGAGUUGAUAGCUCAAUUCACUCAAACGAUGAGCAUCUCUAUGAAAUCUACUUCAUGGACUAUGGAACUAAGAACGAUAUCUCUAUUGAUAACUUAAAGAAGAUUGAUGACGAUCUCAUCCAAUAUCCACCACUUGCUCAUAGAUGUACUCUCGCAUACUUGAGUGUUCCAAAGGGCAGCCAGACUUUCGGAAAUAAUGCCUCUGAGAUGUUCAAAGAACAUCUUUGGGGUAAAGAAUGCUCUAUUUCUUUCUAUGACGAAGAUGAUUAUCAGUAUUAUGUUGUUAUCAACAGUGGUAAAGAAGCUAAGGUUAAUGAAUCCAUCAAUGCUUACCUCUUAAACGAAGGAUUUGCCAAGAUCACUAACCCUGAAUCUCUCCCUGAAGAACUUAUGGAAUGGAAAGAUUACGAACAAGACGCUAAAGAUGAACAAUUAAACAUUUGGGAAAUUGGUGGAGUUGAUGACCAACAAGAUUAAAUAGAAAUAAAUAAUUAUUUC